UCUCACCGUGUACCUGAGCAACAACGAGCAGCACUUCACCGAAGUGCCCGUCACGCCCGACACGACCUGCAGGGAUGUGGUGGAGCUGUGCAAAGAGCCCGGCGAGAGCGAGUGCCACCUGGCCGAGGUGUGGGGCGGCUCAGAGCGCCCCGUGGCUGAUAACGAGCGGAUGCUGGAUAUCCUGCAGCGCUUUGGGAUGCACAGAAGUGAGGUUCGGUUCUUCCUUCGGCACGAGCGUGCUCCCGGCCGGGAAGCAGGGAGUGUGCAAAGGACUCAGGAUCCAGCCUUGAAAAGGAAUGGGGUGAAGGUACCUGGUGAUCGAAGAAUGGAGAACGGGGUCAGUGCUCCCAGAAUGGAUAUGACACUGGCUGAGCUUCAGGAGAUGGCGUCACGCCAGCAGCAACAAAUCGAGGCCCAACAGCAGAUGCUGGCAAACAAGGAGCAGCGCCUGAAAUUCCUGAAGCAGCAAGAUCAGCGGCAGCAGCAGCAGGCUGCUGAGCAGGAGAAGCUGAAGCGGCUGAAGGAAAUUGCUGAGAAUCAGGAAGCCAAACUUAAGAAAGUCAGAGCACUGAAAGGCCACGUGGAGCAGAAAAGACUGAGCAAUGGGAAAUUAGUGGAGGAGAUCGAGCAGAUGAACAGCUUGUUCCAGCAGAAGCAGCGCGAGCUGGUGCUGGCCGUGUCCAAGGUGGAGGAGCUCACCAGGCAGCUGGAGAUGCUGAAGAACGGCCGGAUCGACGGCUACCACGACAACCAGUCGGCUGUAGCCGAGCUCGACCGCCUGUACAAGGAGCUGCAGCUGCGGAACAAGCUGAACCAGGAGCAGAAUGCCAAGCUGCAGCAGCAGCGCGAGUGCCUCAACAAGCGCAACUCGGAGGUGGCCGUCAUGGACAAGCGCGUCACGGAGCUGCGCGAGCGCCUCUGGAAGAAGAAGGCAGCCCUGCAGCAGAAGGAGAACGUGCCAGUUUCUUCAGAUGGGAAUUUGCCCCAGCCGGUGGCUUCUGCUCCAAGUCGAGUGGCAGCAGUAGGUCCUUAUAUCCAGUCCUCUACUAUGCCACGUAUCACUUCCAGGCCUGAACUUUUGGUGAAACCAGCAUUUUCAGAUGGGACACAAGCUCUGCAGAUACCUGAUGGCCCCCUGAAAACACAAACUCUUCCCAACAUGAGAGCUGGAAGCAGUUCACAAGCUAAGGUUCCUGCAGGCUCGGUGGUCCCCAGCUCAAAACCUUCCCCAUCCUCCCUGGACUGGAGCAGUUCAAAUGCAGACAAUCUCAUUAGUCAGGGACAAGCCUUGACUUCAGCAAAGGGAAUUGUGAUCGGUGAAGGACAAGCAGCUGAAGGCGAGAGUUUUCUGCGGGACAAGGAGAAGAAGGUCCGCCCGUUCUCUAUGUUUGAUUCCGUGGAGCAGUCCGCCGGGCUGGGCGCGCUGAGGAAGAACCAGAGCAGCGAGGACCUGCUGCGGGAGGCGCAGACAGCCAAUAAAAACAUAACAAAAGUACCACCACCAGUCCCCACUAAACCAAAGCAGAUAAACUUGCCCUACUUUGGCCAAGCUCAUCACCUGCCACCGUCCGAGGCGAAGCCGGAGGGAAACCCGCAGAAGCUGCCGUUGGCCGUCGUAACGAUGGGGAACAAGCCAAAGGCACAGCAGCCCUCCCACGCUUCCCAGCCGAUGCAGCAAAGGAUCUCCAUGCCUCCAGCAGGUCCUUCCUUGAGCCAGGACCAAAUUCUAGCGUCGUCCAAACAGGAGAGUCCUCCAGCAGCAGCCGUGAGGCCGUUUACCCCUCAGCCAUCCAAGGAGGCCUCGCUGCCGGCCUUCCGCAAGCCUCCGACGGUGGCUGCGAGCUCCAUUUACAGCAUGUACACGCAGCAGCAGACCCCGGGCAAGAACUUCCAGCAGGCCGUGCAGAGCGCCCUGACGAGGGCGCAGGGCAGGGCGCCGCACUUCCCGAGCGUGUACGGCAAGCCCGUGAUGGCGGGAGCCCCGGCGCCGCAGCCGCCCGCGGACAACGUCUACGCGAGCGGCCCCGGCGCGGCGGGCAGCCCCGAGCCCGAGGGCGAAGCUGCCGCCAGCGCUCCGGAGAGCCACGAGACGGAGCGGAUCCCCCGGCCCCUGAGCCCCACCAAGCUGCUGCCUUUCCUGUCCAACCCGUACCGCAACCAGAGCGAUGCCGACCUGGAGGCGCUGCGGAAGAAGCUCUCCAACGCGCCGCGGCCGCUCAAGAAGCGCAGCUCCAUUACGGAGCCCGAGGGACCCAACGGGCCCAAUAUUCAGAAGCUGCUGUACCAGAGGACCACCCUGGCUGCCAUGGAGACUAUCUCAGCUCCGUCCCAUGCCUCCAAGCAGGCCGCGGCAGCUGCCAGCCCCGAAAGCCCCACGGAGAUCCCAAAUCCCUACUUGAGUGCAGAGUCGGAAAAAGAAACAGCUGCUUCCGCCCCAGAACCAGCCAUAGCCGAGGAAGCAGAGUCGGAAGCAGCGGAUCAGAGUGAGGUGGUUCUGCCCUCGGCAGCUUUGGACACUGUCCCCGAAGGGCCGUCGGACAGCGAGGAGCUCAUGCAACCCAAAAUGGAAGAGCCGAGCCUAGAAGCUUCACUGCCUCUGGAAGUGUACAUGGAGGAGUAUCCUCCAUACCCACCACCUCCAUAUCCGUCAGGGGAACCGGAGAGUUUGGGAGAGGAUGUGUCCAAUAUGCGACCUCCAGAAGUUACAGGACAGUUUUCCCUGCCUCCAGGGAAGAGGACAAACUUGCGUAAAACUGGCUCCGAGAGAAUUGCCCAUGGGAUGAGGGUGAAAUUCAACCCCCUCGCACUGCUKCUGGAUUCAUCUUUGGAGGGCGAAUUUGACCUCGUGCAGAGAAUCAUUUAUGAGGUGGAGGAUCCCAGUAUGCCCAACGACGAGGGCAUCACGGCGCUGCACAACGCCGUGUGCGCCGGGCACACGGAGAUCGUCAAGUUCCUGGUGCAGUUUGGGGUGAACGUGAACGCCGCCGACAGCGACGGAUGGACCCCGCUGCACUGCGCCGCGUCCUGCAACAACGUGCAGGUGUGCAAGUUCCUGGUGGAGUCGGGCGCCGCCGUGUUCGCCAUGACCUACAGCGACAUGCAGACGGCCGCCGACAAGUGCGAAGAGAUGGAGGAGGGCUACACGCAGUGCUCCCAGUUCCUCUACGGAGUCCAGGAGAAAAUGGGCAUAAUGAACAAAGGAGUCAUCUACUGCCUGUGGGAUUACGAGGCCCAGAAUGACGACGAGCUCUCCAUGAAGGAGGGAGACUGCAUGACSGUCCUGCGCCGCGAGGACGGCGACGAAAUCGAGUGGUGGUGGGCACGGCUCAACGACAAGGAAGGCUACGUGCCCCGCAACCUGCUCGGSCUGUAUCCAAGGAUUAAACCUAGACAAAGAAGCUUGGCCUGAUCUAGCACAGAAGCCAGACUCUUGAAGUACUAAUCAUGAAUGACUUAAAGAAAAAAAAUUGUCUUGGUUCCAGUAUCAUGAGACUUAUUUCAAUGACAAUGUAAUUUGAAAGCUAUGAAGAAUGUGCUUUGAAAACAAAUGAAGGAUUGAUGCAUUAGCAAAUGGAAAAGGGCAUUUUCCAAGAUGAAAUAGUGGCUACAAGCAACUGAAACUGCUCCAUUUGGUCUAAGCAAGACUAAUGUUCAAGUUCCCACUCUGAUCUUUCUGCCAUGCUGGGGAAAAAAAUCACAUUUUUGCACAAUAAAUACAAGGACCCUUUCAAUUCCUCAGUGGAGGAGGCAGCAUGAAACAGAUGACUGGCUUUGUCCACAUUUUUCCUGAGGGUUUUUCCAGAUGGGAGAAACUGAAGUCAUCUAACGUACGUGCGCAGCACCCAAAUGCUUGUGCUGUGAGCAGAACAUUGGUUGAAGUAGCCACACUGAAGUGCAUCUAAGCAGUAAGAACCAGGUGACCAGUGCAUUGAGCAAUAACUUUUAAAAUGUUGUAGCAUCUUAGGAAUUUCAUGUAUUCAAAAUGUGCUAUAUUCCAGACAAUGUAGUUUUAGACUCCUCUUUUUACAAAAAGCCUUCUGUAUUUAUUGUCUUUUUGUACUUUGAAAACUAAGUGUAGAAACUCUUUAGUCCUUCUUUCUAUUGACUGUGAUACCAUUAAACUCUUUUUCCUCUCUUAAGCCUUAACUCCUGGGUGCUGCCAAGCUUUUUAAUGCUACAGCACCUGACAGUGUUAUCAACACAGGUCUAGCCCUGCUAGGGUAACAGCUCCUUGCUGUACUGGAGGUGGAGGAGUGAUUCCAGCCUGG
This is a messenger RNA of Nothoprocta perdicaria, 4268 nucleotides long. It is a transcript of the gene TP53BP2, whose product is annotated as tumor protein p53 binding protein 2. Bases 170 to 3409 code for a protein of 1079 amino acids. The transcript is spliced from 17 exons. Lineage: Eukaryota; Metazoa; Chordata; Aves; Tinamiformes; Tinamidae. Gene Ontology annotation, biological process: regulation of apoptotic process. Gene Ontology annotation, cellular component: nucleus. Gene Ontology annotation, molecular function: p53 binding. The record is from RefSeq and is a predicted model, not a curated record.